CUUCCUGUUAGUACAGUCGACAGUAAAAAAAAAUCUCGAGGUCAAGGCAAAAAGUAGCAUGGCAGGAGUAUUGCGGGGUACUAAAAAUCUGUUGCAGGGGUUACAUAAGCAUGGCCAUUCUGCACUGGUGUCUUCUCGGACUAUGGCCUCCAAAACUCCAGUUGGAUUUAUUGGGCUAGGGAACAUGGGAAGACCAAUGGCAAAGAAUCUUUUGAAAAAUGGUUAUCCAGUCAUUGCCUCUGAUGUGUUUCCAGAAGCUUGUAAGGAAAUUCAAGAUUUAGGGGCACAGGUUUUGGAUUCUCCAGCUGAGGUUGCUGACAAAGCAGAUAGGAUAAUCACCAUGUUACCAUCGAGUCCACAUGUCAUAGAAGUAUAUACAGGAUCAAAUGGAAUUUUAAAGAAAGUGAAGAAGGGCUCGCUUUUAAUAGAUUCCAGCACUAUUGAUCCUUCUGUUUCCAAGGACAUGGCUGCUGCAGCGGAAAAAAUGGGAGCUGUUUUUAUGGAUGCUCCAGUGUCUGGAGGUGUUGGAGCAGCAAAUUCUGGAAAACUUACUUUCAUGGUGGGAGGAAUGGAAGAAGAAUUCAAUGCUGCUAAAGAGCUGCUGACUACCAUGGGUACCAAUAUUAUUUAUUGUGGAGAAGUUGGAACCGGGCAGGCAGCAAAGAUUUGUAACAAUAUGUUAUUGGCAAUUGGCAUGAUUGGAACUGCUGAAACAAUGAACCUUGGAAUCAGACUAGGACUUGACCCCAAGCUUUUGGCUCAGAUCCUAAAUAUGAGUUCUGGUCGCUGUUGGUCAAGUGACACUUACAACCCUGUUCCAGGAGUCAUGGAAGGUGUGCCCUCUGCUAAUAAUUACCAGGGAGGGUUUGGAACUACCUUAAUGGCUAAGGAUCUAGGACUGGCACAGAAUACAGCAACAAAUACAAAAACGCCUGUUCCACUUGGGUCCUUAGCUCAUCAGAUUUAUAGAAUGAUGUGUGCACGAGGAUAUGCACAGAAAGACUUCUCUUCUGUCUUCCAGUUUCUUCGUGAGGAAGAAAAUCAGUAAAAAGUAGGCAGAAAAGAUGGCUGGUUUAUACUUGUGCUUGUAUAGCUAUACAGCCAAGUGCAGGCAGAUACUUUGGUAGGUUUUAGAUCGGUAGAUGGGGUGUUUUGGAUGUCAUAGUAUUUUAGACUUUUCUAGAUGCUUGGAAGUUCAGUAUGUCUGAGGCCUGCUUUUAAACACUUAAGUUAUCACAGUCAGUUUCACUAAUAAAAAUCAGAAGUAUUUUUCCAGUAUUUUUGCCACUGUUUUGUUUAACUUGAUGUACAUGUUAAAGAUUAUAUGAGUUUGAUUUGAAUAAAUAGAUAUACAAAGGUUAGUGAUAAACUAUAGAUAAAACACAGGCAACUUCUGAAAACGCAAAAAUAUUGUAAAGGUUACAUGCUUAUAGUCAGAAUGCAGUUAACAUUUGAAUAUACCCCAAUGUAAGAAUCAUUAUGACUACAUAUGCUCUGUUACAUGUUUUAUCAAUUGUCUUUUCUCCCACCCAGGCACCAUUUGUAUAACUGAAAAUUCUUCUGUUUGUUGUGUUUUCCUGUUCAUAUAUCAUGUCUUCAAAGAUGUGUACAAGACUCUUAAAGAGCUCUGAGAGCACUGAUUUGGAGUUUGAUGUUCUGUUACACUAUUAAUACUGUAAAUUAAAAGAAUAUAUAAUGAUA
Erpetoichthys calabaricus (reedfish) is the source of this 1701-nucleotide messenger RNA. RefSeq names its product 3-hydroxyisobutyrate dehydrogenase b (gene hibadhb). Lineage: Eukaryota; Metazoa; Chordata; Cladistia; Polypteriformes; Polypteridae. Gene Ontology annotation, biological process: L-valine catabolic process. Bases 59 to 1048 code for a protein of 329 amino acids. The record is from RefSeq and is a predicted model, not a curated record. Gene Ontology annotation, molecular function: NADP binding; NAD binding; 3-hydroxyisobutyrate dehydrogenase activity. Gene Ontology annotation, cellular component: mitochondrion. The transcript is spliced from 8 exons.